GUCACGUGGGGAGGCGCGGGGUGGCUGACGGGAGCUGGCUGGGCUGAGGGCUGCGGGGCCGGCGCCCGCCGCGAGCUAUGGGGCUGCCGGCCGCGUAGGGGCCAUGCCGCCCGGGCCCCGGGCCUGUCCCGCUCCGCGCCGGGAUGGUGAACCUGGCGGCCAUGGUGUGGCGGCGGCUCCUGCGGAAGAGGUGGGUGCUCGCUCUGGUCUUCGGGCUCUCGCUCGUCUACUUCCUCACCAGCACCUUCAAGCAGGAGGAGAGUGCAGUGAGAGAUCGGAAUCUCCUCCAGGUUCAAGACCACGAUCAGCCCAUCCCAUGGAAAGUGCAGUUUAACUUGGGCAACAGCAGUCGGCCCAGCAACCAGUGCCGGAACUCCAUUCAAGGGAAGCACCUCAUCACGGAUGAACUUGGUUACGUUUGUGAGAGGAAAGAUUUGCUGGUAAAUGGCUGCUGUAACGUCAACGUCCCUGGCACAAAGCAGUACUGCUGUGAUGGCUGCUUGUCCAAUGGCUGCUGCAGCGCCUAUGAGUACUGUGUCUCCUGCUGCCUGCAGCCCAACAAGCAACUUCUCCUGGAGCGCUUCCUCAACCGGGCAGCUGUGGCAUUCCAGAACCUCUUCAUGGCAGUCGAAGAUCACUUUGAAUUGUGUUUGGCCAAAUGCAGGACCUCAUCCCAGAGCGUGCAGCAUGAGAACACCUAUAGGGAUCCCAUAGCAAAGUACUGCUACGGAGAGAGCCCUCCCGAGCUCUUCCCCGCGUGACGGUGAGGGAGACUCAACCCACUGGGAGGAUGCCCUGCUGAAGAACUUGUAGCCUGAAGCCCUUCUCUGGUCUUCAGGAGAAGACUUGACCUUGACCACUUCUUGUGUUGUGCUCUUUGACCUCACUCGCCCCCAGGCUUACCAGAUGGACUUGUUCCGUAAAGCAGUUGGAAAUGCCAGCCAGCGGGUUACAUUCAAGAAAGACAAGACUGUGGGCGACCUGGUGAAGGCAUCAGCACUCUGAGCGCCUCUGCUCUGCGGCUGCUCGGGGACCUGUGGGCAUCUGUGUGUGUUUUCCCCGGGCCCUUCACUGUAAAGUUAUUUAUUGGACUUCUUUAGAGUAGUGGGAAAAUUCUCAUGUUUCCUAUAGGAAAAUUCCUUGAUAGUUGAGUAUAUUCAAGGAGAUUGUUCUUGUUAUUUUCUUGUGUUCUUGAGUUUCAAGAGUGAGAUCGACCCUUCACCCAGAUAAAAUGUUUGGUCUCUUAGAACAUGUAUGUUCUCUCGAGGUGGUUUGUUCUUGGUUUUGUUUUAACAGCCUCUUCAAGAGUGGGCCCUGAACGCCGUGUCCUGACAUCUAAAAUUGUCUAGAAACUCAGAUGCUGUUCCCUUCUCAUCCUGUGCCAACUUCCUAGCAGCUGGCACCAUGUGCUCUCAGGUUUUUUCCUAGUGGUAUUUGGAUAUGCUUGUUUACCUGUGUGCAUGCACCGUUUUAACCAGAAAUUCUGCCUUGUUGUCCUGGAGGGUUCUGUUCUUGUUUCCUCUGCCCCUGUUGAAAUGACUGGUCUGCUCAGCCGUGGGACAGUGGGAGCCUCAGGAAAGUCAUCUGCUGGGCGGCCUUCUCCUCUUCUGUCAUGGAAACCCAUCUUAAGGCGAUUCCUCAGUGGAGAUACAUCUCGCAACUGACUGUAAGUGGUCGUCCUUUAUCGCUUUCAGUUUCGGGAGAUGUAAUAGGUACAGACAUUUGGUUUCCCUGUGAUUUACAAAGAAGAACAAAACUCAAGUUUCUGUCAGGGUGCCCUAAGAGACUCACAUCUACCCUCCGUGGACAUUGGAUGUGCAGGCUGCUGGUCCACAUGCUGGAGGCGUCCUGUGUUUCUAAUAUGACACUAACCCUCUCUGGUCAAGGCUGAGAGUAUUUGGUCCUCAGAUCAAGACGUCGUGCCCCUCUUUGCUCUCCGGAGUUACAUUACUGCACACUGUUCUUUCGCAGAGCCCCUCACUAACCCUGGUAUUGGGCAGGGUCUUCCUUGUUCUUUUUCGGUUGUUCAGCGGUUGCCCUCGGAGCAGAGCACGAGAUUUACAGCACGCUUUCAGCAUUUUUAUUUCAGUGGAGCUUUUUCCUUGGGCCAUGUUUGCCUUCCUGUAUGUUUCUUCAGUCUAUUCAAUGGAAUAAUUUCCCUUAACUCCUUCCUGUUACUUACACGUAUCUUCCCAAAAUAGUUUGUCCCACUAAGUCAACUUUCUUAGACGGUGAACUGUCUGGCAGUUGUUUUUAAUGUUAGAUCCCAGGAAAUCUAUUCAGUUUGCAUCAGGUUUUUCAGAUUCUGUGUGUGUUCACUGGUGCUAAAUCAGACUGUGUGUGAAAGUAAUGGACACGUCUGCAUGUUUUACCAACUCAUUGCUUUUGGUAACUCAGUCUGUCUCCUGGUAGUUGUCACUGACCAACCUCUCCUUUGAGCUUAUUUGAACCCUUGGGCAAUAACAUAGAUUUACUGUGAAAACAGUUUAUAUCAAAGGUCAGCCAUAGCUGUUUAUUCUGUAUAUGAAUAUUGGCGAGCACGUUUUGCAUCUUCGCUGCUUUCACAGCCUCUGCAACUUAGGUAGAGAAUUAAGCUCGUUUGUUCCCACCUCGUAGAUGAGGAAGUGGAGUGAAGUGACUUCCCUGGGCCCCAUGACGGAACCAAAACACGACCUUCAUCUCCGGCGCUGGGUCCACUGUCCUUCCCACCACCCCUCGCCAGCUCCAACGCUGACUCAUCUGUAAACACUCCUCUGAGAGCGUACAGAUCUUGGUUGUCCAGGCCAGCAGAGGGGAGAGGUGGUAUAAGUAGCCAAAUUGGGUCAAUAAUCCAAAGGUCAUUUUCAUCCAGCCCUGGAGUAUGUUUUUCUAUACUCCUAAGAGGCAUGUUCGCUGUUUUGGAAAGUCACGGUACUGCAGACUCUGUAACGAAGCCACCCAAGGACGUGGAACGUCAUGGGCCUCCCCAGGCUUCUAGCCCGGGCCCCACCCUGCUCCCCUCUCUGGUUUGUUUCUGGUUUCUUCAACUGAAGGUUUCCAGAAUUAGGGAACUUGUCGUAGUUUUGUAUGCCCAGAGCUUAGCAAAGUGCGUGAUACACAUCGGAUUUUAAGAAAAGAUCAGAGAAGGAAUGAAAACACCUUUAGUUUAGAAGAAAAUUUUUUAAAUUGUUAUGUUUGGGGUGAAAGGUAAUUGGGUAAUUCAAAGCAUUUCCCUCAGUUCUGAAUCUUAAUUGCCAUGCUCGUUGCUGGAGCAAUAAAGAUAAGAUAUGUUCUAACAGGGAAAGAAGCAUUCUGUAGAAAAAGGUACUGCCUCCACAGGGCCUGGGACUUGGGGUGGCCCUGGACCUGGUGACGCUGGGGCUGGCAUCGAAGGGCGAGCUCAGCAGCUCAUGGAAAAGCGGGGGAUAGGAUUUUAGAGCAGGAUUUGCAGUUUUUGGCCUGCUCCCGGAGCUGACUUGGAGGCUGUCCAGGGAGUGCCUCAGUUGGUGAGGCUGCAAAGGCGCUGUGGGAGCUGUGUGCAAGGUUCCGAGCAAGCUGUUCCCAUCGUUGGGAUUUGCAGGUAGAUUGUAAAUGAACAGAGAUGUUGCUUAUUUAGUCUACUCUUUUUUUUUUUUAAUGGUUAUUGGACUAUAGUUGCUUUACUCUGUUGUGUUAGUUUCUACUGUUAUUUAGUCUACUCUUCACAGGCUGGAGAGAAUUCGGCCUCGCAGUCAGUAACUCCUACUUAUUAAGACAUGGCCUUGCCUAGUCUUUCCUCUUCUGAGUCCCAGGCCCUGCUCUGUGAUAUGGGAUCGCAUCUGCUCCUCGUGGAGUUGUUGUGAGGUGUUGGAGUGAGUAAAGGCCCAGUGCUGGGCAUGAAGUCCACAUCUGCAGUCCAGUGGGGGUCUGACAUCACAUAGUUGGCAAGGUGGGGAUGGGUGGGUCCCUUGGGUGGAAGGGUGGCAACUACAGAGUUCUAGGUAUUAUUUUUACUACUAUUUUUAGAAGAACUCAUGCUAAAGAUAAUUUUUAAAAUGCAGGUAAUUCAGAAAUGUGUCAAGAUGAAAGUAAUAAUGACCUAAAAUCAUACAACCUAGAGAUCAGCCCAUUUUUUUCUCUUCCCUCAUGACUUUCUAGGCAGAUAUGAGAAUACUUUUUCUUCUUGAAAGCAAUCCUCUGAUGGACAUCCUUCUAUGUGACAUAUAGGCCUAUCUAAUAAUUUUUAG
This is a messenger RNA of Physeter macrocephalus (sperm whale), 4205 nucleotides long. RefSeq names its product SREBF pathway regulator in golgi 1 (gene SPRING1). The coding region runs from base 144 to 761 and encodes 205 amino acids. NCBI's taxonomy places the organism in Eukaryota, Metazoa, Chordata, Mammalia, Artiodactyla, Physeteridae. Gene Ontology annotation, biological process: positive regulation of SREBP signaling pathway. The record is from RefSeq and is a predicted model, not a curated record. The transcript has 4 exons.